This is a messenger RNA of Achroia grisella, 3754 nucleotides long. Its product is annotated as lysosomal alpha-mannosidase-like. Gene Ontology annotation, biological process: mannose metabolic process. Gene Ontology annotation, molecular function: alpha-mannosidase activity; carbohydrate binding. The transcript is spliced from 18 exons. The coding region runs from base 1 to 3636 and encodes 1211 amino acids. The record is from RefSeq and is a predicted model, not a curated record. Lineage: Eukaryota; Metazoa; Arthropoda; Insecta; Lepidoptera; Pyralidae. Gene Ontology annotation, cellular component: lysosome.
AUGCUAUGGUUGUUUCGAUUUCUUCUGGUGUCUCCGGUCAUUUGCAUGGACCCAAUGAUACAGGAUCUGGUGACCCCGUUGAGGUAUAUGGGGGAAGCAUGUGGAUAUGAGAGCUGUCCCUUAACAAAACCUGAUACGCUUAACGUACACAUUGUACCUCAUACGCACGCAGAACUCGGAUAUACGAAGACGUUCCACCAACAUUACACCGGACACGAUGACUAUUUCGACCAGAGUCAAAUAAAUAUGAAGAGGAUUCUGGACUACACAAUAACAGAGUUGUGGUCCAAAGAACGUAGAAAGUUUACGUUAUCUGAUACGCCGUAUUUCUUCCACUGGUGGUCGCAGAGAGAUGAUACUGUUCGCCGCAUGGUUUACGAGUUGCUCCGUCAGGGCCGACUGUACUUCGUUGGCGGGGGGUGGAGUAUGAGUGAUGAAGCGACUACCAGCUACCACGCAAUCAUCGACCACUUCACCUACACCCUAAGGAAAAUAAAUAAAACCUUUCUGAACUGCGGCCGGCCCUUAGUUACGUGGCAAGCGGAUGCUUUCGGGCACUCUCGGGAGUUUGCUUCCCUGAUGGCACAGAUGGGGUUUGACGGCCAUUUUGUGAAUCCGAUCAGCUACGACGAUGAACUGGCGAGGAUGAGGAGAAACGCCUUAGAGUUUGUUUGGAGGGGAAGUGAUGAUUUGGGUGUUGAAUCUGACAUAUACACACACAAGCUGUUCGACGGCUACUGGUCCCCGCCUGGCUUCUGUUUUGGCAGCACCUGUCACGACCCACUCAUCGUGACUUCAGAUAGUGUAUUUAAAAACGUCGAUGAAAGGGUGAAUGCGUUCUUCAAGAGUGCUCUUCACCGACAAGCUCCGUAUUACACCACCAACAAUAUCAUGGUAGUGAUGGGUCAACGGCUUGGAUACUUCGAUGCAAGCGUCUGGUUCAACAAUAUUGACAAACUCAUAGAUCAUGUGAACAAUGCUACUGUGAAUGGCACGAGAUUGAACGUGUUCUACUCGACGCCAGCCUGCUAUAUGAAAGCUGUACACGAUGCCUAUCCCCAACUGUCGACGAAGCAAGACGACUUCUUACCUUAUGCCUACGAUUCAGCUACAUAUACAACUGGGUUCUAUACCUCACGACCCAACAUCAAGUAUAUGGCCAGAGAAGGGCAUUUAUACCUGCAGAUGGCAAAACAAUUGCAAGUGACAGCACAGCUGGGUAAUAAUGACCAGUUUUUUGAACAAUACAACUGGAUAAAUGGAGUAUUUCAAGAUCAUAACAUAAUAUCUGGAGCAAUGCGUCAGCAUGUUAAAGAUUACUACACUGAGAAAAUGUACAUUGGCACCCAGCAAGCUAUAAGUGUGAUCAGACAGGCUUUCAACAAACUGCGAGACAGUCCGAAGGAAACUGUAUACUACAGAUGUUCAUUCAACAUUUCGUGUUGCCUGAGCACACACGGAGAACACUUCUUUGUAGUUAUAUACAAUCCCCUGGCGUGGCCUGUCACUGUACCUGUACGAUUGCCAACAUACAGAAGUGACUAUGUAGUCUAUAGACCAGACGGGCAGAAAAUUCGUUGUGCCCUAAUACCUAUACCGGAACCGGUUUGUCAAAUACCAUACCGAAAAUCCAGAGGCCGUUACGAACUGGUAUUCAUAGCUGAUGAUGUACCACCUAUGGGGUACCGUUCGUACUACAUAAGAGACCGCAAACUAGGCUGGAUUAGAAAUAAACGAUCCAUCAUCAAGAAAAUAAACAGAAAUAAUAAGAAAUAUUACGUUAGACAGACGAACUCAUUCAAUUACGAUGAUAACGAACCUAUGAAUGCGUUUGAACAUGUUUCUGAACUUAAUAAUGAUAAUGAUUAUGAAUAUUUUGAUGAAAGUAAAGUUAACGAUACCAAAGAUGAGAGUAAUAAUGAAACUGAUAGUAUUGUACCAAAAAUAGGAUUAAAUGAUGUUAAUGAUUCAAAUCGUUUAACAACAGUCGCGAGUGCAAAUUCUGAGGCAGUAAGUGAAGGUAUUAAUGAUAUUAAUAAAGUUGUAAAUUUUGAUUCUAAAAUUAACACAGCAAAUAUUAAAACUAAUGAUAAAAUGAGUGUAACUACAGAUAACACAAUAAUAAAUGUUACUAUGAAUAAAGAAAGAACAGUAACGAAUACAUCAGUUGAUGAAUUUAUAACAACAAAUAUGAAUAAAGAAGAUAACAUUACGACAUCUCGUGAUGAAUAUAAGGUUAAUAAAGAAAAAGCGAAUAAGAAAUUUGAAGCGACAACAAAACCUGAUGAAGAAUUUGAGGAUCCAAAAGAAGAAAUUUGGAGAGGAUCCCAAUAUGUGGAAGUGACAGAUCAUUUUAUAAGGAACAGAUUUAUAAAAGUUAAUAUAAACGAUAAAGGCAAAAUCAAACUAGUGGAAUUAAUAAAUGGAAUAAACAUAUCUCUGAAUAUAGAAUUCCUUUUCUACGCAUCAGAUGACCCUGACAAAAUGGGUACCACUAAUAAAAGACCAGGUGCUUACGUGUUCAGAGCUAUGGACCCUAAACCAGAGGUUAUAUCUGACUAUUACGAUAUGAGAGCCUACAAGAAUGGUCUACUGCAAGAAUUACACGCUCAAUUUGCAGAUUAUGCCUCAUUCGCUUUAAGACUCUAUCGUCGGACACCGUAUAUCGAAUUGGAAUGGUUGAUUGGUCCUAUACCAUGCAAAGAUAAUAUUGGUAAAGAUGUGUUCAUAAGAUAUUCAACAGAUUUGGACAAUAAAGGUGUGUUCUAUACAGACUCUAAUGGGAGACAAACUCUUAAGAGGAUAAGGAAUAGCAGAGCAUCCUUCGAGUUGGGAAACCAGGAUCCUGUGGCUGGAAACUUCUAUCCGGUGACUUCGAAGAUCUACAUAGAAGAUCUGAAGAGGAACAUUCGAUUUUCAGUCUUCAACGACAGAGCACAAGGUGGAAGUUCCUUGAGCGAUGGCCAAAUAGAUCUAAUGCUGAACCGUCAACUAUUCACAGACGACGCUGGCAUCCAGGCUUUUGUAAACGAAACCGAAAAUGGCCGGGGUCUAAUUGUAAGAGGCAAACAUUAUUUAUAUAUAACAAAAGCUAAUAACAAUAGAAUUUUCGAGAAGAAAUUCUCCAAAGAGAUCGAAUUAAAACCAACGGUUUUUGUCUCAAAGAAAUCUGUUUACGGCAUAAACACGAAACGAAUGUGGUAUAAGCAGAACAAUGAAUUCAGUGCUAUAAAAACGAAAUUGCCUCUAGGAGUCCACAUCUUAACGUUAGAGAAAUGGAAUGGAGGUACCAUUUUGUUGAGAUUGGAGAACUAUCUGGAGAAAUCUGACGUUAGAAACGGUGUUAAAGAAGUUUUGCUCAAAAAUCUUUUUGAGGUUAUAAAAAUUUUGGGCGUGAACGAGACGACUUUAGGCGGGAAUGUGUGGCUGAAAGACUGGGUUCCAUUGCAGUGGGAUAAAAAAGAAAAGUUUGUGAAAAACUUUAACGAAGCUUACGGUGCCCAAGACAUAAGUUUUAGUGAGGAUGAAGACUUGAAGCCAAUGGAUAAUGUAAACUUAGAUAAACCGAUAAUACUAAGUCCCCAGCAAAUCAGAACAUUUGUAUUAACUUACGAAUAUAUCAAAGAAGCAGUUUAAAUGUUAACUAAUAUAAGAAAUAGAAAUAGAAAUAAUCUUUAUACAAAUAAACUCAUUACAAGCACUUUUGAAUAGUCAUAUUUUGAUUCUACCACUCAUUCGGAAUGCAGAUUCAUCA